Molecule: messenger RNA, 1659 nt
Organism: Dalotia coriaria
Lineage: Eukaryota; Metazoa; Arthropoda; Insecta; Coleoptera; Staphylinidae
Product: transmembrane protein 64
Exons: 3
Coding region: 343-1173 (276 amino acids)
Biological process (GO): regulation of cytosolic calcium ion concentration
Cellular component (GO): endoplasmic reticulum
Source: RefSeq, a predicted model, not a curated record
AUUUAGCUUAGAAUGACUCUAAAAAUCAAAAAAUUCAAAAAAUUUUUGGUUUGUUUUGAGUGUAAAUUUGCCGCAUCAUGGCGCUGUAAUCGCUCACCAUUCACUUACAUCCUGUUAGCCUUCACAUUGACUUUUAUUUUAUCACACAGCUGACUCCUGACUCGCUGUUUAUUCAGUAUGACUCCGUACGCUGAACGCUAAUCAUUUCCUCGCGGCACGAACCAAACAAACAAACAGUUAAAUACAUGCCGUUAAUCAUUAUCGCGCUCGCGCUGGUAAACGCCCAACGCUCCCAGAAUCAAUCAAAACCAAUCUGUGAUAAAAUAAACCACACGUAAAAACAUGCAGAUUUCCAUACAAGUUGAAGAUAAAACCACCGCCAGCAAUAGUGAAGCCGCCUCCAAACGCGCAACAUGCGUCCGCCUUCGCAACGCACUCUGCAGACUCUCCUUAAUCAACACGCUAACAAUAAUCAUCCUGUUGAGCUUCGUUGUCUGCGCUGUUUAUCUCUGCAAAACAUACAUCCGCAGUGUUCUCUACUGGUUGGAAAACCAGGACUCCACUGUGAUUAGUCUUACGAUAAUCAUACUCUUCACACUGGUUUCCUUACCCAUCACAGUUGGGUAUAUUAUUUUAGUGAUGGCUGAUGGUUACCUCUUUGGGAUGUUUAAUGGACUUAUGUUGAGUAUUAUUGGAGCUAAUACUGGUUUAUGUAUUGCGCAUAACAUUCUCAAGUUGGUGUCACAUCACCAUUCAAUUGCACACAUCCGAGAGAAUGAAACUACUAAAGCCAUCAUGAGAGUCAUCUCAGGCCCAUUGUGUUUCAAAAUUGUUCUGUGUGCAAGACUUACACCUAUUCCUUUUGGGUUACAGAAUACAAUAUUUGCUCUGAGUAAUGUGAAUACGAAGAUAUAUCACAUUGCUUCAUUCUUUGGAUUGUUGCCAGCACAGUUGUUGGCUGUUUAUGUGGGGACAACAGUGAGAUCCAUGCAGGAUGUCAUAGAGAAUAGGAGUAUUUCAACAGGAGCUUAUGUUCUUUUAUUAGUACAAUUGGUAAUGGGUGCGUCGUUGAUAUGGAUAGUCGGGUCAAAAGCCCGUAAAGAGUUAUUUAAAGCCCUCUCGGAAGGUGAAGGCAAGAUGCAGACCAAGUCUGGUAACUUAGGAAUUGUUUAAAUGUGUUAAAACGAACCAUAUCGAAGGAAAUGUUGGUGGAAACAUGGAAAAACAGUAAGAAUGGUCUAUUGUAAGUAGUUGUACAUAUGUUUUGAUAUUAUUUAUUGCAAAUUUAUAUAUUUUUUGUAUUUUGUGUUUGUUUUGUUUUGUUUUUGUUAAUAUUUGUGAUAUUGUUUGUUUUAGUCUCGUUUUGUUUGUCCCUUCCUCCACACGUCACCCCACUGAGAUGUAUUUAUUGCGUGUGUUGUGUGCGUUUUGUGUGUUUGUGCCUCGUUCACUGUUUUCAUCAUGUUUUCCACGCAUUUUCUUUCGAUUUUGGUUUGUAAUCGAACGAACUUGACUGUUGAUAGCGUCUAGUGGAGUAUUUUUUUAUACGAGAUGCCAAAAAUGUACAUAAAUAUAUUUGUAAGUAUAAACGAGUACAAUAUUCAUUCCAGAUUGUGUAAAUAAUUAUAGAAAUGAUAAUAUAAAUUGGUUUUAUAUGUA